AUGUCGGGCUCUUUAAGGCUAUCGGCUGGCCCGGCCAAACGACGAUUGCAGAAGUACUUGACCGAAGUACCACAAAUAACUGAGCCUGAAGAAAUGGCCACUUGUGAAGAAAGAAUUGAGCACUACGAAAGACUGCGCAGUGAAAUACAGUAUUCCCACCGAUCAAUAAGCUCCGCGGUCAGUAUUCUAGAAAGAAUCAGUGAGCGGUGGUUACAAAUGGUAGAGGAGGCUCCCGAGUAA
This is a messenger RNA of Gongylonema pulchrum, 240 nucleotides long. The record is from the annotation of a GenBank genome assembly. NCBI's taxonomy places the organism in Eukaryota, Metazoa, Nematoda, Chromadorea, Rhabditida, Gongylonematidae.